Molecule: messenger RNA, 4481 nt
Organism: Apis mellifera (honey bee)
Lineage: Eukaryota; Metazoa; Arthropoda; Insecta; Hymenoptera; Apidae
Gene: kat80
Product: katanin p80 WD40 repeat-containing subunit B1
Exons: 15
Coding region: 295-2916 (873 amino acids)
Biological process (GO): microtubule depolymerization; microtubule severing
Cellular component (GO): katanin complex
Molecular function (GO): microtubule binding
Source: RefSeq, a predicted model, not a curated record
AGUUCGCGCUACCCACGGACAGGCAGAUUCAAGAAAUGAGAUACGACGAAGAGGUGGAACGAACGGUUUGUGAAAACGGACAGAAGUUUCAAGGAAAGGAUUGCCUUCAGGACCACAACGCGGCGAGAUGCUGUGGCCCCGUUGAACGAUCGUCCAUGCACUGAAUAAUAACACAAAGUAAAAAUGUUACCUACGAAUUCGAGCAAAAAAAAAUUGUGCAUCUGCAAGCUGAAAUCUCAAAUUGUUGUCGUUGCCAAAUAAGUCGUGCACAACGCAAUCCUGUGGUCCCGGAAUAUGGCUUCGUCCACGAAGAGGUCAUGGAAACUCCAGGAUUUUGUUGCCCACUCGUCCAAUGUCAAUUGUUUGGCAUUAGGUCACAAAUCUGGACGCGUUUUGGUCACUGGCGGUGAUGAUAAAAAAGUAAAUUUAUGGGCAGUUGGAAAACAGAAUUGUAUUAUGAGUCUGAGUGGUCAUACCACUCCUAUUGAAUGUGUAAGAUUUGGACAGACAGAAGAUUUAGUAUGCGCUGGCUCGCAAACAGGAGCACUAAAAAUUUGGGAUUUAGAACAUGCUAAAUUAGCUCGUACAUUAACAGGACAUAAAGCAGGUAUACGUUGUAUGGAUUUUCAUCCUUAUGGAGAAUUAUUGGCAUCAGGAAGUUUAGAUACUGCUAUUAAACUUUGGGACAUAAGGAGAAAAGGUUGUAUCUUUACUUAUAAAGGACACAAUAGGAUGGUAAAUAGUUUAAAAUUUAGUCCUGAUGGUCAGUGGAUAGCUAGUGCAGGAGAGGAAGGAAUGGUUAAGUUGUGGGAUUUAAGAGCUGGUAGACAGUUGAGAGAGUUUUCUGAACAUAGAGGUCCAGCAACAACAGUGGAAUUUCAUCCUCAUGAAUUUUUAUUAGCCAGUGGAAGUGCAGAUAAAACAGUACAUUUUUGGGACUUGGAAUCUUUUCAACUUGUAUCUUCUACAGACCAAAGUCAUUCCUCUGCAAUUAGAUGUCUCUAUUUCAGUCAAGGUGGAGAAUGUCUUUUUGCUGGUUGCCAUGAUGUGUUAAAAGUUUAUGGUUGGGAACCAGGUAGAACAUUAGAUUCUAUUCCAACUGGUUGGGGAAAAGUACAGGAUAUAGCUAUAGCUCAGAAUCAAUUGAUUGGUGCAAGUUAUCACACUGCAAAUAUUGUUUUGUACGUGUGUGAUUUAAAGAAAAUUGCUCCAUUAGGAGGAGUUUCAACAUCUGGUUCUCCAUUUAGUCACGGAAAUUCGUUAAGGAAAAGUUUUUCUAGAGAAAGACCACCUGGAUUAAAAAAACAUACAUUAGAUGUACGAACUAUAGAAGAAGUAGAUAAAUCUGGAACUGAUCCAGAAGAUGAAUCAACAUAUGCAGAUAUUCCUAAUGUUACUGAAUAUCAUGACAUUUUUCAGCCCAAUAGAUCAUUGUCUCGCACUCCACCUCCAGAACCUGAGGCUUUCGAGGAGCCUCAAGAUGUGGAUCCUACACAACCACAAAUACUGCAAAAUUUUUCUACCUCAAUGUCAAGCUUAAAUAUAGUGGAUUCAGAAGAGGUUCCACCAAUUUCAUCACCGUCAUCUUCGCCUCCAUCCGCAUCAACGUUAUCGUUAGCAAAGCCUGUACCAGUUCGUGUUCAACCAAUUAAAACAUCGCCCCCUCUUCAAAGAAAUUCGAUUACGACUACUAGCCAAAUAAAAGCGAAUCUUCAAGCAAAUAAUGGCCUUGGUAGAACUUCGAAAAAUUUGGCAUCUAUACCACCUUUAAGACAGAACAUCACACCUCUUCCUGGGAAAAAAAGCUGUCCUAAUAAUGAUAUAACAACACUUCCACAACCUCUAGGCCCUCAAAGAUCAAACUCUACUCUAACACCUCGUGUAGCACCAAUGGCUGCCGUUCUUCCAGUAAUGGAUGAUGGAAAACUAAAGAAUAGAGCACCUAGCCCCGAUUCUCCUAAGCAUUAUUUAAAAAGACAAAAUAGCUGUAGAGAUGGAGAACAGGGUUACGAAAGCGAUUACCCGGUACAAAUUAAUAGUAUAAGGCACAGUCCCUCCGAUCCUGCGUUAAACAGGCCGAAUACUGCGCAAUCUAGGUCCACUUCGCUGAACAGGAAUUUCGCUACCUCAAUGUCGCUGUCCGCGCGCAACGCUUCCACAGCCACGACAUUCGCCGCAAAGAAAUCAAAUAAAGCUCAAGUAGCCCCGAAUCUUAAGCUAGAGAUCCGCGCCUCUCAGAUAAGGCCGAGUAUUGAGAACGCGGACAAAGGGGAAUUCGUUCCCAUAAGUGCCGAUAAACCUUAUGGUUUGGAUGUUGAAACUUUCUUACCAAACCACUAUGCAAAUCCAACUGGGUUAGGUUUUUCUCAAAUGGGAGUUCUGAACGAGAUGUCUGAGGCUGAAGUACUCAACAGCAUGAUGCGUGGUCAUGAAUCUAUGAUGGCGGUGCUUACCAGUCGUCAUCGGUCGUUGCAAAUCAUUUAUUCUCUGUGGCAUAAUAAAGAUCUUAAGGCUGCUGUGGAAUCUGCUGUGGCAAUGAACGAUCUUUCAGUCAUUGUGGAUCUAUUGGGAAUACUGACGUUGAAACCAACGAUGUGGAAUUUGGAUUUAUGUAACUCUCUACUCGGUCCAAUCGGUGAUCUGUUACAAAGUAAAUACGAAAUGUAUAUAACUGUAGGAUGUUCGGCGUUGAGAUUGAUCCUGCGAAACUUCGCGUCCGUGAUAAAAUCGAACGUGGAGGCGCCCCUUCACACGAUCGGUGUCGACGUGUCACGGGAGGAAAGAUACCACAAGUGCCUCUCCUGUUUCGAGAAGCUGUCUACGAUCAGAGGUAUCCUGUUGAAGAAACAAGGGACGCCGGGCAAAUUGGGCGUUUUGUUCCGCGAGCUGGCCGUGCUGAUAAGGAGCAUCGAGUGACCACGGCUUAGGAACUUGGUGAACUCGACCGCCAGACUCGUCGUUACCUGACAGGGAAUCGAGAAGACUCGAGGAAAGAGGGGCGUGUGGACGCCGACCACGAGGGAGAAUCAUCAACACUACGCUCACUACGAGUUGCCUUACUCGGGGAAGCUUGGCGGAUCAGUUCGCCGAGGAACACUCUCCUCCUCGCUCCUCGCCUCGUUCCGGGUCCUAACUUCCGACCCGGCGCCACGUUCGAGGAGGGAGACGAACGAGCAGCGGAAGACAUCCGUGAAAUUGACGAAGAUGAUGAAGCUGAAACGAUGCUGAAACUAUGCUGUGAAACAGAAGAAGAAAAAGAAGAACGAGUACUUUUUUCUUCCCCCCCUCCUUUUUUUUUUUCCUUCAGCAAUAAACGAUCCAAAACAACAAUCGAUGAAGGAGGAGAAUCGUAUUGGAUAUCGUCGCGCAAUGUAAAAAUUGUUUCGAGAUCCGUUUUAUCGACCGUGCACGACUUUACCGUCGGCUCCGCAUCGCGCGCAACAGUUGGAGCCUUGUCCCGUUUACGAAGGGAACACUUAAAGUGGACCCGUGACUCCUUCGAGAACAGUUUGAGAAAAGUUUCGUCGCGAUCUGCUUAUUGUCCCCUAGGGAGAGAUAUAGAAUGAGAGAGCGAAUGCGUGAAAUAUAUAUAUAUAUAUGAAAAGUGUUGAUGAUUAUAUAAUGUAAAAAAAGAGAAAGAAAGAAAAAAGUGUAAUAUCAUUUAAUGUAUUACGCUGUAUGUAUAUAUAUAUAUAUCGAUCGUCGGUUUUUAAGGAGGUUUUACGAAGUUUGCGGCGCAUGCGCCCUCGCCUCCUCGAGCAGAUAUUAAAUAUGGCGGAAUCGCGAGGACGAAAUUUUUCUCCGUGAUAUUUCCUCUCUUCGUAUCGUUUAUCCGCGAGAAGAAAAUUUGUUGAGAAUAAUAUUAACGAUUAUUAAUAAUAAUUGUCCAUGGCCUUCUUGCCAAUCUCGUGCCCGAUUUACACACGCGAGUAAUCGAACCCCGAUUGAAAUGAAUGAGAAGAAAGAAUACGAUAAUACGACAAGUGAGAGAUAAUUAAGAAGUAUAAUAAUAAAAAAAAAAAAGAAAAAAAGAAGGAAAAAAGAAUAGGGUAGUGAUAUAAUACACAACAAUUUUUUCUUAUUAACUGAUAACAGGAGAAAAAUAACAAAUUGUAUUUUUGCAAGAGCCAUUUGCGUCCUUUCACUAAAUAAAAAAAAAGAAAAAAAAAGAGAGAGAAGAAGAUACUGUAAUUAAUAGGUGUGACUCGAAGAUGACCCCCGAUAUAUAUAUAUAUAUUGUAUUGAACGAUUGAGCAAGAGAAAAAGAAAAUGUUGAAGAGGCGCGGAGAGAGAGAGAGAGAGAGAGAGAGAGAGAGAGAGAGAUAGAGAUUUAGAAUUAAUUCUCCUUUUUUGAAUAUUCAGAGUAUGCGAGAUAAUUCGUCGGAAAAAGAGACGAGAAUAAUAAAAUAAAAAAUCUUGUAUUACUUAACAUACUUUGGAUAGAAUUUUGAACGUUUAAAAGUUGACACGAGAGUUUUGCA